This is a messenger RNA of Geodia barretti, 4670 nucleotides long. Lineage: Eukaryota; Metazoa; Porifera; Demospongiae; Tetractinellida; Geodiidae. The record is from the annotation of a GenBank genome assembly.
GUAACGGUGAGAUAACUAUAUAUAUUCCUAAAAGAUACCCUAACAAAGGUGGGAAUUCCCUGUGCUAUAUUUCCAUAAUUUCUCUACAUCAGUUUUACCAUUUGGAGGUGUAGCUAGAGAGCGAGCAACCACCUCAAGGUACAGGUAGAAAUCCACUGUUGCCUGGACUGGUCCACUGGUUGCCACGGCGCCAGCCACAGUGUCUGGGUAGUACAUCCGCAGCCAGCCAGAGAGUGCCCCUGAAUACGAACCGCCAAACGAGAUCCAGACAUUCUUAUCUGUGAGUGAAAACUCGUCCACGAUGUGCUGCUUGAAGGAGACAACAUCUCGCAGGGCCUGUCGACUGGAGAGGUAGGCCAAAUUGGAGAGAGAGGCGUCCGGUGUUGGGUGACUCUCGCCAUAGUACCUGUGCUCCAAGAGGAAGACGAGUGCUCCGAAUCUGGCGGCGUUCCUCAUUAUAUCGGUGUCGGUGGCCAGCCAGGCGGGGUUGGCGGGACCUUCUCCCCCCAGCAUCAGGAAGACAGGCCCGCUCUCCGGCUCCCAGAAGGUCCGGUUGGAGAAGAACCGCUGCUGCCAGGUCCGAGUGUCGGACUCGGAGAAGUGGUCCAGUUUCUGCUGGAACCACUGCGGCUUGGCGACCUCUGUCCCAGCAGGCAGCGGUGGAGCUCUUAGUCCUACCAGUUUCCUGGUGGGACGAAGAGCUGAGGCUGACAGGGACAACAACAGCACCAGCAAAACAGCACGCAUCUCUUUCACUCCAGCCUUUUUUGUGCGCAUGGGUAAUGCGCAUGCGCAGUUAGCACACAGUCUAGUGAGAAAAAAUGGCAGAGAUCGUGUACUGCAGCUCCGUGUCCCGCUCGGACCCUAGCGACAGGCCCGUCACCAUCCUGGGCAAGAAGGCAAAUCUCUCGAAACUGCACUUCAGCGACGUGGCUCCGUUCCUAGGCUCCAAGGCGUCUGCAGAGACGUGGAGUGCAGCAGUUGGUACUCUGAGGGAGGAAGGAGGCUCCUGCAGUCUCUGGCUGACCUCUGCCAGUGUCGCUGUUCUGCCGGCCAAGUUCUCUCGACACAACACUCCCUCCCAGGCCCACAGCCUCACCAAACUGGUGCAGUCAGAGAGGAAGAAGGGUAGACAAACCCUCAUCAUUGUGGUGUGUGAGAGAGGAGAGAUGCUGGCGUCGGGGUGUGCGGUGGCGCGAGCCUUCCCCACCUACUCCAGUAAGACUCCGUCCACACCUCCCCAGACCGUGACCGUCGGGUUCAUAGUGGUGGGGGGCGGGGCAUCCCCCGUUACCGAUGACGACAUCAAGUGCCUCUCAGCCGAGUGUGAAGGUAUUAGGCUGGCAGCUGAGAUAGUGGAUGCUCCUACUAACGAGAUGCACACAGACAUCUUUAUUGAGAAAAUUCGGGAGGUAGCUGGGAAACUAGGACUGGAGCCACCUCUAGUCAUACAGGGAGAGGAACUGAGGGAGAAGGGGUUCGGAGGUAUCUACGGAGUCGGGAAGGCAGCUGAGCACAAGCCGGCUCUGGUGGUGCUAAGCCACACCCCCUCUGGAGCGGAGGAGACCAUUGCGUGGUGUGGCAAGGGCAUCGUCUAUGACACAGGAGGUCUCUCCAUCAAGGGAAAGACCAACAUGCCGGGUAUGAAGAGGGACUGUGGAGGAGCAGCUGCCGUUCUGGGAGCCUUCUACACUGCCGUCAAACUAGGGUUCUCCCAGAAGCUGCAUGCGGUGUUUUGCCUGGCAGAGAACUCGGUGGGCCCGCUGGCAACGAGACCUGACGACAUUCACACUCUGUUCUCGGGGAAGACGGUGGAGAUCAACAACACCGACGCAGAGGGCAGACUGGUGCUGGGGGACGGGGUGGCUUAUGCCAGGAAGGUCCUGCAGGCAGAGUGGGUCGUGGAUCUUGCCACUCUGACCGGAGCUCAGGGUAUUUCGACGGGCAAGUACCAUGCAGCAAUACUGAGCAAUUGCGAGGAUUGUCAGAAGGCGAUAUUUGACGCUGGCAGGACCUGCGGCGACCUCAACUUCCCUCUUCCGUACUGCCCGGAGCUCCACUUCAGGGAAUUUGACAGUCCCGUGGCCGACAUGAAGAAUUCUGUGAUGAAUCGCGCCAAUGCCCAGAGCUCAUGUGCCGGACUCUUCAUAGGAGCUCACCUGGGGUUUGACUACGAGGGAGUUUGGAUACAUGUUGACAUGGCAGCUCCCGUGUCCUCCGGCGAGAGGGCGACCGGCUACGGAGUAGCUCUCCUGACAACUCUGUAUGGCUCCAGGUCUGCCAACCCACUCCUCCAAUCCUCUGCUCCUUCCUUCCACUGCGAGGAGAGAUGUCGCCAGAUGAAGGCCGCAAAGUCUGCUUCUACUGAGUAGCACCAUAGAUGCGGUGACUGUACAGCUAGGGCUAUAAUUAUAGAGGUCAACCUGUGUUCAUGAAUUAUUCAUUAUGUUUUGUUUUGCUCGUGCGCGUUCGUUAACCGCACGUGUAUAAGGUUUCAUGCGGGAUGAAAAGAAGGCGUUUUACGGAAGUGCGGAGAGACCGAGCUAGACGGGGAGAGGGAAAGGCGGUGGAAAGAGUCGAGAAUGACAGACGCGGUGGUACGGAGAGGCUACUUAACACUUCACCGGAACCCCAGCGGCAGAUUCCCCCUGUCCUCUCUGAGCUCCAAGAGGAUGUGGAUGGUGCUGUGUAGGAAAGGUCCCAGUGGGCGACCGAGGAUUGAGAUGUAUCGCAGUGAGGACAGUGUAGGUGGCCAACAGCCUGUGAGAAUGAUAGAUCUGGAGACUGUCCGCUCCGUACAGCCAGUCGAGAGGAAGAAAAGCUUCCUGAUAGAGCUGCCAGAAGAGACGAUGAUGCUCCAAUGUACGUCCAAGGCUGACAUGGAGGACUGGGUUCGAGACACAAACAGACUCAGAGGAGGCAGAGUUGACCUGGCGUCAGGACAGAACAUUGGAGGCCAUCUCCCUGGACACGACAUCUAUGAAGAUGUUCCUGACGAUGAGACGUUCCGAGUUGCUCUGCGACCAACUAGUUCCAUAGGGUUCGCAGGAUCCUGCUAUAUGGAGAUACAAAGGGACCUAAACAGAAAUCUUUUCCACAUUGCGUUGACGACAAAGGACGAGCCGUCACGCCUCAUCGUCAAGUGGCAGAUUGACCACAUUAGACAAUACGGCUCCAAUCACGCCGCCUUCAAAUUCCAAUCAGGAGGGAAGUCUCCAACAGGUGUUGGUUGGUUUAUAGUGGAGACAGAGAGCGGGGCAGCUCAGCGGAUCCACAAGGCCGUCGACUACUGGGCCAAGUACAUUGUGGAGCAGAUCAGGAGCGUCAAAAUGAAUCAGAGACCUCCAAUGCACCAGGCUCACUCUGUGCCAGUGGCGCAGCAAUCUCCCUCCCGCCAUCCUCCACCUCCCCUCUCCUCAUCGAUGGGUGGCUCAAGUCCGUACGCCCCUCUCUCUGUGUCCACUCUGGACCAGCCACCAGUCUACCAGAAAGUCUCCGUCACUGCGACACCAGGCCGCCACUCAGCCACUGCUGCCGCCAGACACACUCCCACUACUGCUGACAAUGGCUCUGCUGGGGUCUACCAACCUCUCGGAGUGAAAGACGCUCCAUCAGCAUAUGCUUCGGUAAACGUGAGCCAUCAAGGUCAGGGGGGCGGGGCCGUAGCACGAGGAAGCCCCACCCCUCCAAUGAGGGAAGCCACAUACAUGGGUCUGCGUGCCGACACUCGCCAGCCAGACAAUCGCGAGACCUACGCUGUCCCAGAGCGCAAUUGAUAGACCAACCACCACAGACUGACUGAUGAAUAUCUGAGCAAUCAUUAAAACUAACUCACCAAUGUCAUUAUAAGUAUCAUCAUUAUUAUAUUAUUAUAGUGUGUCUCAUGUUCUGAUUAUCAUUAUGUGUAUACGUGGUGUUUGGUCUAAGACGUUGCCAUGGCAGCCGGAGUUUCAGAGGUCAUUUUGUCCGCUGUCUUGAUAUCUCCAACAGUGAUGAUGCGGCGAUCGGAGAACCCCUCCGUGGAGAUGAUGUAAUAGCUGAAGCUGGCAAGGUUGAUCAGAAACCUCAGCUGAAUCUCCCGCACACAUUUCUCCAAUAAAUGCACACCCUCCUCCUCGCUCAUGUCCGGCCGGUGGUAGCGAUCCAGAGUACCCAGUGUGAAGUAGGACCCGUAGCCGUGCGCCCCGUACGGUACGUCUGCCAUUGUUCCCAGGUAGUCCAGAUAGUAGAGGUGGGUCUUGGCUUCCUUGGCGUCGAACCCACCGAGCAGCAGAUUGACUGCCUGCGGACUGCGGCUUCUAAUGCUCUCUGCUAACUCCAGCCUCGUGAAGUUUGCCGCUGCGUGCGGGGACAACUCGUAGCCGUUACGGACACGGUAGAGAGCGACGUUUUUCUGGAUGUACUCUCCGAAAUAGGCCGUGUCGCCGGCCUCCCCGCACACCACCAUUCCCAGUCUGUCAUCCAGCCGCACCAGCUUGUCCUGGUCCUGCUUCAUCAUCAAGACACUCCGCCCCGCCGAGUUGUCGUGGGCCAAGAUGACAAACGAGUCGAACUUCAUCCCAAUGAGACAUUCCAUUCCGCCAGCCAUCUUGCUUCUCUCUCCUCUUUCGGGAUGCAAAACGUGGACUUGUUCCCUGCUGAGUUGUAGUGUGUAUUCCAAUUAGAGCGCA